Blepharisma stoltei is the source of this 3242-nucleotide messenger RNA. NCBI's taxonomy places the organism in Eukaryota, Ciliophora, Heterotrichea, Heterotrichida, Blepharismidae. The record is from the annotation of a GenBank genome assembly.
AUGGACCAAAACCAUGAACUAGUUUCGAAAACGACAAUUUUAAGUCUAAAAGUAAGACCUCAAAGUGUCUCAAAAAAUGAGAGGCAAGGCAAAAGGUAUUCUGAUAAUGGAAGCGAAUUGGCAAAAAGAAAAUUACUAGAUUUUGAUUCUAACGAAAAAAUAGUAACCCCAUAUCGGUUACAGAGACAUUCUGUUUUGGGAACAAAUUUUGAGACAUUAAUUUUGCAGCCUCCUGUAGAAACAAUGUUUUGGACUGUUAGUAAUAAUGAGAAGACCAAGUUUUUCUAUGAUUCAAGUUCUCAUGAAGCUCAAGCUUUAGAUUAUUCAUAUAUUCGAAGACCAAUUGAAUCACUGUAUGCUAAACAAACUAAAGGAGAUAAAAGUAUUUACAAUAAAGUUUUAAGCAACUAUCACGAUAUUUCUGUUGAAGGCAUGCAAUCUCCUAACUCCCCCCCAUCCUUAAUCGAACGAUUGACUUUAAAAGGGAAAAUUAACCCCAUCCUUGAUUAAACGAUUUUAAAAUCAUGCAAAUUUUUUUAUAUAUAAAAAAUAUAUUAGUUAUCAAAAGCUUGGGAAGAUGUACCUAAUGAAGUUGUUUUCAGAGCUUUGAGACGACAGAGAGCUGCGAAAUCAACCAUUCGAAGUGAUUAGUCAUCAACCAUGGCUUAAAAACUCAAUAAUCUAAAAAAAUAGAGAUUCUUUAAAAUUUUAAAAAAAAAAAUUUUAUUUAAUAAAGAACAAAUUAAAAUUUAUACAGUUUAAAGUGGUAACUAAUAAAUCAAAAUAUUAAAAAUUGGUAUUUUAUGAAAUUAAUUAAAUUUUUUGCUGUAAAAAUAAUUAUUAAAUACUCUUAACCCUCUUAUUUAAAAGUAAAUAAAAACAAAUAUUUAUAUAUUUUUAUUUUAUAUAUAAAAUGUUUUUAAACCCCUAUCCUUGAUCGAACGAUAGCGAGUCGUUCGAUCAAGGAUGGGAGGAGUAAGCACUCUAGAGCUCAGAAACUUAGCCAAAAGCAAGCCAAACCAUCAAUUUCACAGUCAAAGUUUAACUCACAAAUUAUAACAAAGGUAAGACAAAUUUCAAAGCAAAUUCAGGAUGCCAAAGAGAUUUUAUUUCAUAGCUGGAUUAAAUUAAUUCAAGCCAGCAAUGGCUAUGAGUCUCUAAACCAAGGGCAUGUUUAUAAAUAUUUUAUUGGAAAAGGGAACAAUUCUGCUUUGGUAGAUCGACUAAUGAAGCAAAGAUGAUGGUGAAUAAGAGUGGACUCUCCAACUAAUGCAAAUUUUAUAUGAACACAACUUAAGCAGCCUCUUGUAUUAGAAAAAAUGUCAACUUGCAACAAUUAUUCCAAAAUAGUAGACUCAACACCCUCAGCCACAUCGAUUUUGCCCAAAUUUAAUGCAGAAAAUCUUGAAAAUGAGCUUGGAUAUCAUAAAAUUACAAACUCAAGAAGUUACACAAAAUUAAAUAUCAUAUCUCUAUUGUGUGGAAAUGAUGAAAUUAUCCAUAAUCAUCUCCCUGAUAAUGGAAACUUAGGACUGAAAAAGAAACUCUUUAAAAAUCUUUCCAAAUAUUAUCAUUCCAAAGGUGUAUAUUAAUUUGAGAAUUUUAAGUCCAUUAUUUAUGCUAAAAUCUGAAUUAAAAAAAUAAAAAUUCCAUAUUUUUUAAAAAUUUCUGUGCUUGGAUUUAAAACAAUUUACGCAUAAUAUCUGUUUUUGACCAUAUUCCAUUAACUUUUCAUAUCGAAAAAGGCCUUGAUGACGACAAUUUAAGACUAUUUGAAAACUCAUACACUCCAGGCAGCCUUUGAAUUGUAAAGCCAGGGGAAAACACAAAUAGAGGAAACGGCAUUUUGGUAUCCAGCGAUUUAACUGAAAUUCGGAAUUUAAUAUAUAAAAACGAAGGAUCUCGAACAUAUAUCAUACAAAAAUAUAUAGAAAACCCGCUUCUUGUUAAUAAGAGAAAGUUCGAUAUAAGGUGCUAUGCCUUGAUUACUGGAAUUGAAGGCCAAAUCCAAGGAUAUUUUUACAAAGAAGGCUAUUUACGAACUUCAUCAAAAGAAUUUUCUUUAAAAAAUUAUGAUAAAUAUGUACAUUUAACGAAUGAUGCAAUACAAAAUAAAUCAGAAGACUAUGGAAGAUACGAGUCAGGGAAUAAACUUUCAUAUGCAGAGUUCCAAAGAUAUUUAAACGCGAACUAUUCUGGCACUGAUUUCUAUACAGAUAUUUUACCACAAAUUGAAAAAUUGAUUUUUGAUAGUAUUGCAGCGACUUAUCAAAUAUUAAAUUUGCAAAAAAAGAAACAGACUUUUGAAGUAUUUGGAUAUGAUUUUAUGAUUGAUCAGCAAUUUAAAGUGUGACUAAUUGAAGCAAAUACAAAUCCUUGCUUAGAGCUAAGUGGAUCUUAUCUAGCUAAAUUAAUCCCUGAAAUGCUAGACAAUGCGCUUAGAAUUGCUUUGGAUCCACUUUUUCCUCCAUUUGUAAAUCAUAGUUCUCCCUCCAUGAGCAACCAAAAUAAUUUUGCUCAUUCACAGAAGGGGUUAUGUAUAAAUUUUUGUUUUAAUUUUUAAAAUAUCCCAAUAUGUAAAAAAAUGGGGAUUGCAUUAACUUGAAAAAUAAUUUAAAAUGCAAACUUUUUAAAUUCUUUACUCCCCCCCCCCCCUCCGUGAGCGAACAAAAAAAUUUUGUUCACUCACGGAGGGGGGUUAAUUUUUUUUUUUAAAAAAAAUUUAUAUAUAAAUUUUAUAAAAAAUAUUUUUUUCGAAAUUUAAAAAAAAAAUCCUAAUUUGCAAAAAUUGGGAAGCAAAUAUUAAUUUAAUUUGCAAAAUUUAUGUUUUAAAAACGCAAUUUGUUUAAAAUUAAACAGAAUUAGCUCUAGAUUUCAUUAUACUAAUUAUCACUUAUAUAUCAAAAUUUUUUUCCAUUAAAAUUUUUUCUAUUAAAAAAAUUUUUGUUCACUCACGGAGGGUGGGUUUUUUUGGUCAAAAAAUGGCGAUUUUUCUAAUGGUUUUGUUCGCUCACGGAGGGGGGGGGGGGAGUUAGAAUUAAGAGAGAUUUCAUUAUAAUAAUUUUUGCUUAUUUUAAAUAAAAUUUUUGUAGGAGGGUGGUUUUCCUAAAACAAAAAGGCUUUCCUUAUAUAUCUUUGCUGGCGGGGGUAAGAAAUAUAAAACCUAUGUCCAGGAAUGCAACCUAAAAAACGAUUUCACACUUAUAUUCAGCUCGACAAAAAUGUCACAAUGAAUAAAUUAA